Lodderomyces elongisporus is the source of this 2031-nucleotide messenger RNA. RefSeq names its product 3',5'-cyclic-nucleotide phosphodiesterase (gene PDE2). Gene Ontology annotation, molecular function: 3',5'-cyclic-GMP phosphodiesterase activity; 3',5'-cyclic-AMP phosphodiesterase activity. The record is from RefSeq and is a predicted model, not a curated record. Lineage: Eukaryota; Fungi; Ascomycota; Pichiomycetes; Serinales; Debaryomycetaceae. The transcript has a single exon. Bases 1 to 2031 code for a protein of 676 amino acids. Gene Ontology annotation, biological process: cGMP catabolic process.
AUGUUGGAAACUCUUUCACUUUUGAAAGAGAUUCCCGACUUCAAGACCAAACAGUCGAGAAACAGUUCUCAGAAGUCACACACAAAACAUUACUUUUCCUCCUUUAGAGAUCUCUUGAUCCAUUUGUUCAAAAAGGGAAACAGUGAACAUGAUAUCAACUACCCAAUCGUUAUCAUAUUAGACCCGAAAGAUAACGAAUCUCGACUGCGUGGGAACAACCAGCAAAACCACCAGCAAAACCACCAGCAAAACCACCAGCAAAACCACCAGCAAAACCACCAGCAAAACCACCAGCAAAACCAACAUUCUUACAAUGACAAACAUCCCACAAGUCAAGCUCACAUCUUGGAUAGUCUCCAUAACAAUGACAAGCGUCUUUUGCUCGACCAUUUCUUUGGCCACCACUGCUUACUCAUCCUCACUAAUUUGAACCAACAGAAACGCAUACAAAGAGAGAUUUACCGAAUUGAAUCCAAAGUCCACUAUAGAAUAGAGAGAGUAGGUCUAUGGACAGGCACAACCACUCGCGCCUCCUUAUCUAAAUGCAAUAAGCCUUUGACCAAAAAAGAAGAACAAGAUGAAUAUGACGAACAAGAGGAACAAGAGGAACAAGAGGAAGAGGAAGAUAUGGAAGCAGAACUUUCCAAACAUGAUGGAACUCGGACAAUGACUCAGCUGCUAAACAGGAUAGUCACCAGACCAAAUCGUACAAUCAAACGCUUGAUUCAAUUGAAGCAGUUGAUUGUUCAAGAGAUAGACUUUAUUGAACUCUUAUCUAACCAUGACAAAGAGCAUUUGGCCCACAUUUCAGCAAUUGUAGGGGACUGGUCUUUCCCAGCACACUCCUUCACAAAUGACGACUUGGUCUAUUGUGUUUUCGCAAUGAUAAAACUCGUGAUAAAACAAUUGGAAUCAGAAAGGCAGGAACACAAGUUGGAGUUUGCCGAGAAAUUACACGUGCCUUCUGAUAACGAGCUCUUGGCAAUGAUAUUCACAGUAAGAGAGUGUUACAGAAAUGGUAACCCAUUCCACAACUUUAGACAUGCUGUCGAUGUUUUACAAGCUUCGUUUCAUUUUUGUUUGAAAUUGGGCCAUUUCGGCGAUGACGAAGAAACUAUUGGUUCACUCCAGGUUGGGCUCAAAGAGAUUUUAAAAGAGAGCCCGAACUUGAAUCAAGGCGGACUUGGAUGUGUCAUUAACCCUGUGCAAAGCCUUGCAUUACUUAUGUCAGCUUUGGGCCACGAUGUGGGGCAUCCAGGUACGACUAAUGCAUUUCUCAUGCAAAACAAAGCACCCAUUUCAUUGAUUUACAAUGACCGUUCCGUAUUAGAAUCGUACCAUGCUGCAGUAUAUAUUAAUCAGAUUCUUGUUGUGUUUUGGCCCUCGUUGUUGACUACUAAAAUUGCCGAAGAAUCUAAACUUCUGAUACAUGAUGUUGUAAGUGCCACAAUCUUGGCUACUGACAUGUCGAACCAUUUCGAGUACCUCCAUCAAGUAGACUCAUUAUCAAAGGAAGAAGACUAUGGUCCUUGUUCAGACCGGAAAAUAAAGCUUUUGGGGUCGCUCUUGCUAAAGGCUGCUGAUAUAUCUAAUGUUGCACGGCCAUUGAAGAUUUCUUGUCAAUGGGCGGUUGUUCUUCAACGGGAGUUUGAUGAAAUUAAACAGUUGGAGGAGUUGAUACAAAGUCAGCGAAUUGCUGAGGAUGAAAAUGGAAAUGAUGCUGAUUUGUUUGGUUUUAAUAGUAGGUCCUACAACUCCAUCACACUGUUGAGCUCUGCUGCUCAACAGAGCGAAGCGCUGUCAGUUAUAGAAUACUUUGACAAUGAGGAGAUUGUUUACGAGGCCGUACCCACUGAAAUCAAUAAGAUUGUUUUGACAUACCCCGUAAUCCCUCAAGGUCAGUUGUUUUUCAUACGCACAUUUGCUGAAGGAUUGUUUGAAAACCUUUCUGAGUUGUAUCCAAGCUUGAGCUUUGCACGUGAUAUAAUCAAGGAAAACAAGAGGUUUUGGGAGAGUAAAGAACAAAAUUAG